CGUUCAUUAAUCUCCCAUUACAUCUGAGUGCAGUAACUGAGCAUUGUGGGUCGUUUACCAAGAUGUCUGAAACCCCUCGCCAACCCGCGCUCAGCUGCCUGCGGACGAAUGCCCUCCUCCUGUUUGUGCUGGUUGGGAUCGGGUUGGGUCUCGGACUGGGAUUCGGUCUCAGGAAACACAAGCCUUCAGAAGAUGCAAUUUUGUGGAUAGGUCUACCUGGUGAGGUGUACAUGAGGCUACUCAAGAUGACCAUUCUACCUCUGAUAGUGUCCACCAUUAUAACAGGCACUGCCUCCAUCGACCCAAAGUCUAAUGGGCGUAUCACCAGCAUAACGUUCGCCUACGUACUUAUCAUUAACGCUUUUGGUGCCCUUCUUGGAAUUAUCAUGUACUUUAUAUUUACACCAGGAGAGGGAAUUACAAAUGACAUUUCUCCAGACAGAACUGUAUCCGUCACUACAACAAAAGUGGAAACAAGUGAUAUGUUUGCUGAUAUGAUAAGGAAUCUUUUUCCGGAAAAUGUGGUAACAGCAUGCUUUCAGAAGACACAAACGAUAACGUAUAUAACAAAGACAACGACAGACCUUAAUGUGACCACUACAACCAAGAGAAAAGAAAUAACCAAUGCUGCAGGAGUCAAUAUAUUAGGUCUGAUCGUUGUUUCUACUUUAUUCGGAAUCGCCGCCAGCAAGCUUGGGAAUAUGGUCAAACCUUUCUUGGAUUUCUUCUACGCCGUCUCUCAUCUCGUUAUUAUAGCCCUCAACUGGAUUAUUAUGUUGACACCAAUUGGAGUGACUAGUCUUAUUGCGUCCGCCAUCUUAAAAGUAUCCAACCUGGAAACGGUAUUCAACAGCCUGGGAAUGUAUGUGCUGGCCCUGUCUGUCGGGAUGGGGCUGCAUCUCCUCGGUGUUAUACCUCUACUGUACUUCCUGUUCACGAGGAAGAACCCUCUGUAUUACAUUGCUGUAUCACUGAGAGCAUGGAUGACUGUGUUUGCAGUAGCCAGCUCAGCAAUCGGAAUGCCAGAACUCUUGUUAAAUAUAGAAAAAAUAUUUUAG
Saccostrea cuccullata (small rock oyster) is the source of this 1058-nucleotide messenger RNA. Its product is annotated as neutral amino acid transporter A-like. Gene Ontology annotation, molecular function: neutral L-amino acid transmembrane transporter activity; L-glutamate transmembrane transporter activity; glutamate:sodium symporter activity. Gene Ontology annotation, biological process: L-glutamate transmembrane transport. The transcript is spliced from 9 exons. NCBI's taxonomy places the organism in Eukaryota, Metazoa, Mollusca, Bivalvia, Ostreida, Ostreidae. Gene Ontology annotation, cellular component: plasma membrane. The record is from RefSeq and is a predicted model, not a curated record. The coding region runs from base 63 to 1058 and encodes 331 amino acids.